Molecule: messenger RNA, 14555 nt
Organism: Oncorhynchus masou masou (cherry salmon)
Lineage: Eukaryota; Metazoa; Chordata; Actinopteri; Salmoniformes; Salmonidae
Product: neurofibromin-like
Exons: 55
Coding region: 179-8503 (2774 amino acids)
Biological process (GO): regulation of GTPase activity
Source: RefSeq, a predicted model, not a curated record
CUUCCGGUUGUGUGUCAUGGCGGCAUAGUAAAGCUUGCUCAAAGGGAAAAAUAACCAACCCGUACUGUCUUUUUUAGACAGCGGUUUGGGGAUUUAUUUCGGGCUUAACAUCGCCACGAACGUCCACAUUCGUAUUGGGAAUUGCAAGCACCCAUUAGCGGUCUCCAUCCGCUCGGCCAUGGCGGCACAUAAACCAGUGGAAUGGGUUCAGGCCGUGAUAAAUAGAUUCGACGAGCAGCUUCCCGUUAAAACAGGACAUCAGAACAACCACACCAAAGUCAGCACAGAGCACAACAAGGAAUGUCUCAUCAACAUCUCUAAGUACAAGUUCUCCCUCGUCAUCAGUGGCCUCACGAACAUACUAAAAAAUGUGAACAACAUGCGUAUAUUUGGGGAAGCUGCUGAGAAGAACCUCUACCUCUCCCAGCUAAUUAUCCUGGACACACUGGAGAAGUGCCUAGCAUCGCAAUCCAAGGACUGCCUACGCCUGGAUGAGACCAUGCUGGUGAAGCAGCUGCUGCCUGAGAUCUGUCACUUCAUCCACACAUACCGCGAGGGCCACCAGCACGCUGCAGAACUCCGUGCCUCCGCCUCAGGGGUCCUCUUCUCCCUCAGCUGCAACAACUUCAAUGCCGUCUUCAGCCGCAUCUCCACCAGGAUGCAGGAGCUGACAGUCUGUUCAGAAGACACUGUGGAUGUCCAUGAUAUAGAGCUCAUGCAGUACAUCAAUGUGGACUGCUUCAAACUUAAAAGACUGCUCCAAGAAACGGUAUUGAAAUUCAAAGCCCUGAAGAAACCUGCCCAACUUGCUGUCAUUAACAGUUUGGAAAAGGCCUUUUGGAACUGGGUGGAGAACUACCCUGAUGAGUUUACCACGCUCUACCAGAGACCACAGACAGACAUGGCAGAUGCUGCGGAGAGGCUGUUUGACCUAGUGGACAGCUUUGCUGAGAGUGCCAAGAGGAAGGCAGCGGUGUGGCCUCUACAGAUCAUCCUCCUCAUCCUCUGUCCCGAGAUCACACACGUCAUCUCUCGAGAGGUGGUGGAGGAGAGCAAGGCCAACAAGAAGCUGUUCCUGGAGAGCUUGAGGAAGGCCCUAACAGGCCAGGGGGGCAGCAAGCAACUAACAGAGAGUGCUGCCAUCGCCUGUGUCAAACUGUGCAAGGCCUCCACCUACAUCAACUUGGAGGACCACUCCGGCAUCUUCCUCCUGGUGCAGUCCUUCGUGGUGGACCUCAAGGCCCUGCUCUUCAGCCCCACCAAGCCCUUCUCUCGCGGGGCAGGCAGCCAGAAUGCAGACGUGGACCUCAUGAUCGACUGCUUCGUCUCCUGUUUCCGUAUCAACCCUCACAACAAUCAGCACUUUAAGGUCUGUUUGGCCUCGUCCUCCCCCUCUACCUUUCACUUUGUUCUGGUCAACUCCCUGCACAGAAUCAUCACCAAUUCUGAUCUGGACUGGUGGUCUAAGAUUGAUGCAGUGUACUGCUACUCUGGAGAGCUGCGACUAAUGUUCUCAGACACUCUGAGCCGAGUGAUGCAAGGCCUUCACACACACGCCCCACUACGCAUGACACCGAGUCUGUCAUUUAAAGAGAAGAUGACCACCAGCCUUAAGUUCAAAGAGAGAACCACAGAUCUGGACACACGCAGCUACAAGUGCCUCCUCCUCGUCCUGGUCAAACUCAUCCACGCCGACCCCAAACUCAUGCUGCACAACCCAGGGAAGCAGGCUCAGGAGACUCAGAGCAGCACAGCAGAGCUGAUCGCAGGCCUGGUGCAGCUGGUGCCUUUGGCCAACACAGCCCAGCUCUCCCAGGAAGCCAUGGAGGCUCUGCUGGUGCUGCACCUGCCUGAGACCAUUGAGCUGUGGAACCCUGAGGCCCCCAUUGAAACCUUCUGGGACAUCAGCUCCCAGGUUCUCUUCCUGAUAUGUAAGAAGCUGAUUGGUCACCAGAUGGUGAACAGUACAGAGGUGUUGAAGUGGUUGAGGGAGAUCCUUAUCUGCAGAAACAAGUUCCUCCUCAAGAACAAGGAGUGUGCCACGCAGGGCAGUGGAAUCCCCAUCUGCAAACAGGCCCAGACCAAACUGGAGGUGUGUCUAUACAUGUUUCUGUGGAGCCCUGACACCGAGGCCGUGCUGGUGGCCAUGUCCUGCUUCAGACACCUGUGUGAGGAGGCUGACCUCCGCUGUUCCGCUGACGAGGUGCCCGUCCAGACCAUCCUGCCCAACUACGCCACCUUCACAGAGUUCGCAUCCGUCAGCAACAUGAUGGCCACCGGACGCUCUACCCUGCAGAAGAGAGUGAUGGCCUUGUUGAGAAGGAUAGAGCACCCCACUACAGGAAACACUGAGGCAUGGGAGGACACGCUUGCAAAAUGGGAGCAGGACACCAAACAGAUUCUUAACUUCCCCAAAAACAAGGUGGAGGAUGGUCAGGAGUGGAUCAACAUGACAGGCUUCCUGUGUGCUCUGGGCGGGGUGUGUCUGUCUCAGCGCAGCAAGCCCUGUGGCCCCGCCACCUACAGCCCCCCCAUGGGCCCCAUGAGCGAACGUAAGUACUCCAUGGUCUCUGUGGGCUCCUGUGAUGUCUCCAACGCUGGAACCUCAGCCACCUGCUCUUCCUCCGCUGAGACCCCCCUGGGCAGGUUCCUGGACCGCCUGCUUGCUCUGCUGGUAUGUGGUCAUGAGAGGGUGGGUCUGCAUGUCCGCACCAAUGUCAAGGAGCUGCUGGGGCUGGAGCUCAGCCCCGUCCUGUACCACAUGCUCUUCAACAAGCUCAGGAACAGCAUCGGACGCUUCUUCGACACACAGGGGCCGGUCCCCAUCAAUGAUACUAACACACAGUUUGUAGAACAGACCAUCGCCAUCAUGAAGAACUUACUGGACAACCAUGCUGAGGGCAGCUCAGAGCACCUGGGACAGGCCAGCAUAGAGACCAUGAUGCUCAACCUGGUCAGGUACGUGCGUAUCCUCGGCAACACGUUGCAUGCCAUCCAGAUGAAGACCAAGCUGUGCCAGUUGGUGGAGGUAAUGAUGGAGAGACGAGACGACCUGUCCUUCUGCCAGGAGAUGAAGUUCAGGAACAAGAUGGUGGAGUACCUGACAGACUGGGUGAUGGGCACCUCCAACCAGGCUGCUGAUGACGAUAUCAAGUGUCUGACCAGAGACCUGGACCAGGCCAGUAUGGAGGCGGUGGUGUCUCUGUUAGCUGGCCUGCCUCUACAACCAGAGGAGGGAGACGGGGUCGAGCUGAUGGAGGCCAAGUCCCAGCUCUUCCUCAAGUACUUUACUCUGUUUAUGAACCUGCUGAAUGAUUGCAGUGAGGUGGAGGAUGAUGGCCAGCCGGUGGUUGGGAGGAAGAGGGGCAUGUCUCGACGCCUGGCCUCCCUCAGACACUGUACUGUCCUGGCCAUGUCCAACCUCCUCAAUGCCAACGUGGACAGCGGACUAAUGCAUUCUAUCGGUCUGGGCUACCAUAAGGACCUGCAGACACGGGCCACCUUCAUGGAGGUUCUGACUAAGAUCCUCCAGCAGGGGACAGAGUUUGACACACUGGCAGAGACGGUGCUAGCUGACCGCUUUGAGAGGCUGGUGGAGCUGGUCACCAUGAUGGGAGACCAGGGAGAGCUGCCCAUCGCCAUGGCACUGGCCAAUGUGGUGCCAGGAUCCCAGUGGGACGAGCUGGCCCGUGUGUUGGUGACGCUGUUCGACUCCCGCCACCUGCUGUAUCAGCUUCUCUGGAACAUGUUCUCCAAGGAGGUGGAGCUGGCUGACUCUAUGCAGACUCUGUUCAGAGGCAACAGCCUGGCCAGUAAAAUCAUGACCUUCUGUUUCAAGGUGUACGGGGCGGCGUACCUACAGAAGCUACUUGAGCCUCUACUUAAAGGGGUCGUCACCACCCCAGAGUGGCACAACAUCAGCUUUGAGGUGGACACAACCAGACUAGAACAGUCGGAGAACCUUGAGGAGAACCAGCGGAACCUUCUCCAGAUCACAGACCGGUUCUUCCUGGCCAUUAUCAACUCCUCCAGCGAGUUCCCUCCGCAGCUACGCAGUGUGUGUCACUGUCUCUACCAGGCUACUUGCCACUCUCUACUGACUAAAGCCACAGUUAAAGACAGAAAGGAAAACAAAAAAGCAGUGGUGAGCCAGCGUUUCCCCCAGGACAGUAUAGGGGCGGUGGGCAGUGCCAUGUUCCUGCGCUUCAUCAACCCUGCCAUCGUGUCGCCCUACGAGGCAGGCAUCCUGGAUGAGAAGCCCCCACCCAGGAUAGAGAGAGGACUCAAGCUCAUGUCCAAGAUCCUCCAGAGCAUUGCCAACCAUGUGUUGUUUACCAAAGAGGAGCACAUGAGGCCUUUUAACGACUUUGUGAAAAGCAACUUUGAUGCAGCCAGGCGGUUCUUCUUGGACAUAGCAUCUGACUCUCCUCCAAGUGACUCAGUCAACCACAGCCUGUCCUUCAUCAGUGAUGGCAACGUUCUGGCCCUCCACAGGCUGCUGUGGAACAACCAGGAGAGGAUCGGACAGUACCUCUCAAGCAACAGGGACCACAAGGCAGUGGGCAGGCGGCCGUUUGACAAGAUGGCCACCCUCCUGGCCUAUCUGGGGCCACCCGAGCACAAACCUGUGGCCGACACACACUGGUCCAGCCUCAACCUCACCAGCUCCAAGUUUGAAGAGUUUAUGACCAGGCACCAGGUCCAUGAAAAAGAUGAGUUCAAAGCCCUGAAGACCCUCAACGUCUUCUACCAGGCUGGCACCUCCAAGAAUGGCAACCCACUCUUCUACUACAUUGCUCGCAGGUUUAAGACAGGCCAGAUCAACGGAGACCUUCUAAUCUACCAUGUGCUGCUGACCCUGAAGCCUUACUACGCCAAGCCAUACGAGAUCGUAGUGGACCUGACCCACGUGGGGCCCAGCAACCGCUUCAAGACAGACUUCUUGUCCAAGUGGUUUGUGGUGUUCCCGGGCUUUGCCUACGAGAACGUGGUGGUGGUCUACGUGUACAACUGCAACACGUGGGUGAGGGAGUACACCAAGUACCAUGAGAGGCUGCUGACAGGCCUGAAAGGCAGCAAGCGGGUGCAGUUCAUCGACUCGCCGGUGCGGUUGGUGGAGCACGUAGAGGCAGAGCAGCAGAAGCUCCCCGCAGCCACGCUAGCCCUGGAGGAGGACCUCAAGGUGUUCCACAAUGCCCUCAAAGUGGCCCACAAGGACACCAAGGUCUCCAUCAAGGUGGGCUCCACGGCCGUCCAGGUGACGUCAGCAGAGCGUACCCGUGUCCUGGGUCAGUCCGUGUUCCUCAACGAUGUGUACUAUGCCUCUGAGGUCGAGGAGAUCUGCCUGGUGGACGAGAGCCAGUUCACCCUGACCAUGGCCAACCAGGGUACACCCCUCACCUUCAUGCACCAGGAGUGUGAGGCCAUUGUCCAGUCCAUCAUCCACAUCAGGACGCGCUGGGAGCUGUCGCAGCCAGACUCAAUCCCCCAGCACACCAAGAUCAGGCCCAAAGACGUGCCGGGCACCUUGCUGAACCUUGCCCUGCUCAAUCUGGGCAGCUCUGACCCCAGCCUCAGGUCUGCAGCCUACAACCUGCUGUGUGCCUUAACCUGCACCUUCAACCUGAAGAUCGAGGGCCAGCUGCUGGAAACCUCAGGCCUGUGUAUCCCUGCCAACAACACCCUUUUUAUAGUCUCCAUCAGCAAGACGCUGGCCGCCAACGAACCCCACCUCACCCUGGAGUUCCUGGAGGAGUGCAUCUCCGGCUUCAGCAAGUCUAGUAUAGAGCUGAAGCACCUGUGUCUAGAAUACAUGACCCCCUGGCUGCUCAACCUGGUGAGGUUCUGUAAGCACAAUGACGACGCCAAACGUCAGCGCGUCAGCGCCAUCUUGGAUAAGCUCAUCACCAUGACCAUCAAUGAGAAGCAGAUGUACCCCUCUAUACAGGCAAAGAUCUGGGGCAGCCUUGGCCAGAUAACGGACCUGCUGGACGUGGUGUUGGACAGCUUCAUCAAGACCAGCGCUACAGGAGGCCUGGGCUCCAUCAAGGCUGAGGUCAUGGCUGACACGGCUGUGGCUCUGGCCUCAGGGAACGUCAAACUGGUCUCCAGCAAGGUGAUUGGCCGGAUGUGUAAGAUCAUCGACAAGACGUGCCUGUCUCCCACGCCCACCCUGGAGCAGCACCUGAUGUGGGAUGACAUCGCCAUCCUGGCCCGUUACAUGCUGAUGUUGUCCUUCAACAACUCUCUGGACGUGGCCACUCACCUGCCCUACCUGUUCCACGUGGUCACUCUGCUGGUGGCCACCGGCCCCCUGUCCCUCCGCGCCUCCACACAUGGACUGGUCAUCAACAUCAUCCACUCUCUCUGCACCUGCUCCCAGCUCAACUUCAGAGAGGAGACCAAGCAGGUCCUGAGGCUGAGCCUGACAGAGUUCUCCCUGCCUAAGUUCUACCUGCUGUUUGGCAUCAGUAAGGUCAAGUCUGCUGCGGUCAUCGCCUUCCGCUCCAGCUACCGCGACCGCUCCUUCUCCCCCGGGUCCUACGAGAGGGAGACCUUCGCCCUCUCCUCCCUGGAGACCGUCACUGAGGCCCUGCUGGAGAUCAUGGAGGCGUGCAUGAGGGACAUCCCAGCGUGCAAAUGGCUGGACCAAUGGACCGAGCUGGCCCAGAAGUUUGCGUUCCAGUACAACCCGUCCCUGCAGCCCAGAGCCCUGGUGGUGUUUGGCUGCAUCAGUAAGAGAGUGACCCACAGCCAGAUCAAACAGAUCAUCAGGAUCCUCAGCAAGGCCAGCCCCCUGCUCAGCAUAGACCGGGGGCUGGAGAGCUGCUUAAAAGGACCUGAUAACUACAACAGCCAGGUGUUGAUUGAGGCCACAGUCAUCGCUCUGACUAAGCUGCAGCCCCUUCUCAACAAGGACUCCCCCAUGCACAAGGCUGUGUUCUGGGUGGCUGUGGCUGUGCUGCAGCUGGAUGAACUCAACCUGUACUCUGCUGGGACGGCCCUGCUAGAGCAGAACCUGCACACUCUGGACAGCCUGAGAGUAUUCAACGACAAGAGUCCAGAGGAGGUGUUUAUGGAGAUCAGGCAUCCUCUGGAGUGGCAUUGUAAACAGAUGGACCACUUUGUGGGCCUCAACUUCAGCUCCAACUUCAACUUCGCACUGGUGGGACACCUGCUGAAAGGCUACAGACACCCGUCCCCCACCACGGUGGCUCGUACGGUGCGUAUCCUCCACACGCUGCUGGCCCUGGUCGGAAAACACCUCAACUGUGACAAGUUUGAGGUCAACAGCCAAAGCGUGGCCUACCUGGCAGCCCUGCUCACCGUGUCAGAGGAGGUGCGUAGUCGCUGCAGUCUAAAACACAGGAAGUCUCUGCUGCUGUCUGAGAUGGCCAUGGAGAACAUUCCCAUGGAUACCUACUCUCUGCACCACACUGACCCCAGCUGCAGGACACUGAGAGAGUGCCAGCUGUGGGCAUCUCCCAAGGUGUCAGAGCGCUAUCUGAAUGCCUACUACCCUACGGUGGGGCAGAUCAGCCCCCGUACACGCAAGUCCAUGAGCCUGGACAUGGGCCAGGCCUCCCAUGCCAACACCAAGAAGCUGCUGGGAACCAGGAAGAGUUUUGAUCACCUGAUAUCUGACUCCAAAGCACCAAAGAGACCAGAGACCGAGUCUGGCGUCACCACCCCGCCUAAGGUUAGGUGCGUGGCCGAGAACGACAAUGAGAUAGACAACCAAAGAAUGGGCCACUCCCACCUCCGCAAGAUGUCUGUGACCGAGUCCAAUGUCCUUUUGGACGAGGAGGUGCUGACUGACCCCAAAGUCCAGGCCCUGCUGCUCACUGUGCUGGCCACCCAGGUCAAGUACACCACGGAUGACUUUGACCAGAGGAUCCUGUACGAGUAUCUAGCUGAAGCGAGCGUCGUCUUCCCUAAGGUCUUUCCCGUCGUCCACAACCUGCUGGACUCCAAGAUCAACACGCUGCUGUCUAUGUGCCAGGAUACCAACCUGCUGAACCCAGUGCAUGGUAUCGUUCAGAGUGUGGUCUACCAUGAAGAGUCUCCUCCACAAUACCAACCCUCCUAUCUACAGAGCUUCGGCUUCAAUGGACUUUGGAGGUUUGCCGGACCCUUCUCAAAGCAAACUCAGAUCCCAGACUACGCUGAGCUGAUUGUGAAGUUCCUGGAGGCCUUGAUUGACCGAUACCUGCCAGGUACAGAGGAGGAGAGGAGCGAGGAGCACCUCCGUACCCCCACCUCCCCAUACCCCCCCGUCACCCAGAGCCAGCUCAGCAUCACCGCUAACCUCAACCUCUCCAACUCCAUGACCUCCCUGGCCACCUCGCAGCACUCUCCAGUCGUGGAUAAGGAGAAUGUGCAGCUCUCCCCCAGCGCAGCUCUCUCCACCAGUGGACGGAUCCGCCAUGGCUCUGCCAGUCAGGUGCAGAAACAGCGCAGCUCAGGCAGCUUCAAAAGGCCAAGCAUUAAGAAGAUAGUAUGAGAAAAAGAGCGAUGGAGAGAGUAAAAGCCAUUCAAAGGCCUUCUGGCCCACCAUGCCACAUCUUCCUGCACUCCUCUUUUUACCCUUUUUGUUUCCUUGUUUUCAUGAUGGAUGGUGGAUCAACCUGAGGAUCAUUGUUGUUUUGGGGAAGUAGCUGCGUUUGUCUCUGUGUUCCUUUGGUUGUCAGGCAUCUGGAGCAUUGCAACAUGAGAGGUUUGGAUGGGUGAAGAUACUUGCGUACAGAAAGUUGGGCCCAAAAAAAAUUUAUUUAGUUUUUGUUCAUUAAAAGGACUGAAACUGUCAUGGUGACUGAAAUAAUCCAUUCAUUCAGUAGUCAUCUAGAUUUUUUUUCUCAUUCUGUUGAAUUCUCAAAGAAUCCAGAUAUCAGUUAUACAUACAUACAUACAUACAUACAUACAUACAUACAUACAUACAUACAUACAUACAUACAUACAUACAUACAGUUGGGCAAAAAAGUAUUUAGUCAGCCACCAAUUGUGCAAGUUCUCCCACUUAAAAAGAUGAGAGAGGCCUGUAAUUUUCAUCAUAGGUACACUUCAACUAUGAUAGACAAAAUGAGAGAGAAAAAAUCCAGAAAAUCACAUUGUAGGAUUUUUAAUGAAUUUAUUUGCAAAUUAUGGUGGAAAAUCAAUAUUUGGUCACCUACAAACAAGCAAGAUUUCUGUCUCUCACAGACCUGUAACUUCUUCUUUAAGAGGCUCCUCUGUCCUCCACUCAUUACCUGUUUUAAUGGCACCUGUUUGAACUUGUUAUCAGUAUAAAAGACACCUGUCCACAACCUCAUACAGUAACACUCCAAACUCCACUAUGGCCAAGACCAAGGAGCUGUCAAAGGACACCAGAAACAAAAUUGUAGACCUGCACCAGGCUGGGAAGACUGAAUCUGCAAUAGGUAAGCAGCUUGGUUAGGAAAUGGAAGACAUACAAGACCACUGAUAAUCUCCCUCGAUCUGGGGCUCCACGCAAGAUCUCACCCCGUGGGGUCAAAAUGAUCACAAGAACAGUGAGCAAAAAUCCCAGAACCACAAGGGGGGACCUAGUGAAUGACCUGCAGAGAGCUGGGACCAAAGGAACAAAGCCUACCAUCAGUAACACACUACGCCGCCAGGGACUCAAAUCCUGCAGUGCCAGACGUGUCUCCCUGCUUAAGCCAGUACAUGUCCAGGCCCGUCUGAAGUUUGCUCGAGAGCAUUUGGAUGAUCCAGACGAAGAUUGGGAGAAUGUCAUAUGGUCAGAUGAAACCAAAAUAUAACUUUUUGGUAAAAACUCAACUCGUCGUGUUUGGAGGACAAAGAAUGCUGAGUUGCAUCCAAAGAACACCAUACCUACUGUGAAGCAUGGGGGUGGAAACGUCAUGCUUUGGGGCUGUUUUUCUGCAAAGGGACCAGGACGACUGAUCCGUGUAAAGGAAAGAAUGAAUGGGGCCAUGUAUCGUGAGAUUUUGAGUGACAACCUCCUUCCAUCAGCAAGGGCAUUGAAGAUGAAACGUGGCUGGGUCUUUCAGCAUGACAAUGAUUCCAGACACACCGCCCGGGCAACGAAGGAGUGGCUUCGUAAGAAGCAUUUCAAGGUCCUGGAGUGGCCUAGCCAGUCUCCAGAUCUCAACCCCAUAGAAAAUCUUUGGAGGGAGUUGAAAGUCUGUGUUGCCCAGCAACAGCCCCAAAACAUCACUGCUCUUGAGGAGAUCUGCAUGGAGGAAUGGGCCAAAAUACCAGCAACAGUGUGUGAAAACCUUGUGAAGACUUAAAGAAAACAUUUGAACUCUUGUCAUUGCCAACAAAGGGUAUAUAACAAAGUAUCAAGAUAAACUUUUGUUAUUGACCAAAUACUUAUUUUCCACCAUAAUUUGCAAAUAAAUUCAUAAAAAAUCCUGCAAUGUGAUUUUCAGGAAAAAAAAUUCUCAUUUCGUCUGUCAUAGUUGAAGUGUACCUAUUAUGAAAAUUACAGGCCUCUCAUCUUUUUAAGUGGGAGAACUUGCACAAUUGGUGGCUGACUAAAUACUUUGUUGCCCCACUGUACAUACAUACAUACAUACAUACAUACAUACAUACAUACAUACAUACAUACAUACAUACAUACAUACAACUUAUUCAGUGUAAGAACUGGACAACUUGAUGUUUGGUGACUGCUGCAUUAUGUGACAUAGAAAGAUGAGUGGGCGAAUCAAUGUUGGCGUCCGUGUUGGACCAUUAUGACAUUGAAAAAACAGAGGGAUAUUGAACCUGUAUACUGAAGGGCAGACUCUUGCCUCAGCUCCAACCCAACAGUCUACUCCAAACCAACCCCACUACUGCCUCACACCACCACCUCACAGCAAGGCUGCAGCAGCCAGUCGCCACCUCCAUCUAUGCCGGGUUGACCAAAUGUCGUUAGCAAAACCUUCACACCACAGUCUUAACCUGGAUUUGGAUGCACAUUGUCAUUUUGAUUCUUCCCAGUUGUGUACAUAUUUAUGUAUAGAAAGGAUAUACUCAAUAAUAAUAAUAAUAAUAAUAAUUGGGUUGUUUUAUCCAUGGUGUGCCUUUGUCAGGGUUUUCCGAUACAUUUAGUUUGUAUAAUAUAUAUAUAUGUAUAAUUGGUCUGGAAAAGAACAGGUAGUAAUUAUAUAGAGACUAUUGUGUUGACUCUAGGUGAAUGUAGAGGUGUGUUAACUAUGUCAUGAUCAUCAAGUAUACUAUCACCAAUAAUACCCUGCUGCCUGACAGUAUUUAACCUGUACAAGUAGUCCUCACUAAAUAUUGAAGCUAUUCUUUUUUAAACAUUUGCCAUGCAAGAAUAUGAAUUUUAAGAUACUGUAAAAACUUGUAAAUAUUUAAAGGCCUUUAUUUUAUUGAUUUGUAUCAUUUUUUUCGCUAUAUUUCAUUUGGAUUGGUUUACAGUUCUGACCGUGACUAGGAAAAUGAAGUAAUAUGCCAAACCCCAUCAGUAUUAGCAACUACUUGAAUACUUAAAUUGACAUAAUAUACAGUUGAAGUCAGAAGUUUACAUACACCUUAGCCAAAUAUGUUUAAUCCUGGUAAAUAUUCCCUGUCUGAGGUCAGUUAGGAUCACCACUUUUAUUUUAAGAAUGUGAAAUGUCAGAAUAAUAGUAUAGAGUGAUUUAUUUCAGCCUUUAUUUCUUUCAUCGCAUUCCCAGUGGAUCAGAAGUUUAUAUUCACUCAAUUCGUAUUUGGUAGCAUUGCCUUUAAAUUGUUAAACUUGGGUCAAACGUUUCAGGUAGCCAUCCACAAGCUUCCCUCAAUAAGUUGGGUGAAUUUUGGCCCGUUCCUCCUGACAGCUGGUGUAACUGAGUCAGGUUUGUAAGCCUCUUUGCUUGCAUGCGCUUUUUCAGUUCUUCCUACUUAUUUUCUACAGGAUUGAGGUCAGGGCUUUGUGAUGGCCACUCCAAUACCUUGACUUUGUUGUCAUUAAGCCAUUUUGCCACAACUUUGGAAGUAUGCUUGGAGUCAUUGUCCAUUUGGAGGACCCAUUUGCAACCAAGCUUUAACUUCCUGACUGAUGUCUUGAGAUGUUGCUUCAAUAUAUCCACCUAAGUUUCCAUCCUCGUGAUGCCAUCUAUUUUGUGAAGUGCACCAGUCCCUCCUGCAGAAAAGCACCCCCACAACAUGAUGCUGCCACCCCCCUGCUUCACGGUUGGGAUGGUGUUCUUCAGCUUGCAAGCAUCCCCCUUUUUCCUCCAAACAUAACGAUGGUCAUUAUGGCCAAACAGUUCUAUUUUUGUUUCAUCAGACCAGAGGACAUUUCUCCAAAAAGUACAAUCUUUGUCCCCAUGUGCAGUUGCAAACCGUAGUUGUGCAGUUGCAAACCGUAGUUUGGCUUUUUUAUGGCGGUUUUGGAGCAGUGGCUUCUUCCUUGCUGAGUGGCCUUUCAGGUUAUGUCGAUAUAGGACUUGUUUUACUGUGGAUAUAGAUUAUUUUGUAAGUGUUUCCUCCAGCAUCUUCCCAAGGUCCUUUGCUGUUGUUCUGAGAUUGAUUUGCACUUUUCGCACCAAAGUACGUUCAUCUCUUGGAGACAGAAUGCGUUUCCUUCCUGAGCGGUAUGAUUGCUGCGUGGUCCCAUGUUGUUUAUACUUGCGUACUAUUGUUUGUACAGAUGAACGUGGUACCUUCAGGCGUUGUGGAAAUUGCUCCCAAGGAUGAACCAGACUUGUGGUCUGCAAAAAAAAAUUCUGAGGUCUUGGCUGAUUUCUUUUGAUUUUCCCAUGAUGUCAAGCAAAGAGGCACUGAGUUUGAAGGUGGGCCUUGAAAUACAUCUACAGGUACACCUCCAAUUGACUCAAAUGAUGUCAAUUAGCCUAUCAUAAGCUUCUAAAGCCAUGACAUCAUUUUCUGGAAUUUUCACAGCUGUUUAAAGGCACAGUCAACUUGGUGUAUGUAAACUUCUGACCCACUGGAAUUGUGAUACAGUGAAAUUAUCUGUUUGUAAACAAUUGAUGGAAAAAUGACUUGUCAUGCACAAAGUAGAUGUCCUAACUGACUUGCCAAAACUAUAGUUUGUUAACAAGAAAUUUGUGGAGUGGUUGAAAAACAAGUUUUAAUGACUCCAACCUAAGUGUAUGUCAACUUCUGACUUCAACAUAUAUCAAAAUAUUGCUGUUGAUCACUGUGUAAGUCUACCACCUGUCUUAAGAUUGUGUGAUACAGAGUUGAUUGCAUUGAAGUUCUGGUUUGAUAAGAUUCCAAUACAUUUUCCUGAUUUCCUAUUCACAUACACAGAGGUGUCUCUUCUCUCUGGUUGAAUGAGGUUGAAUGAAUUCUACCUAUGAGUUCUCUCCUAUGGCCAAAUGAAAAGUUGUGAGGGGAAAUGAGGGCGGCCAUUACUUUGUCUGAAAGUCGUUGUUCCUCUAAAGUACCAGAGUCAUCCACACCCUUCCUCUUGAUUAUAACAUUUUCAUUUGUGCAUAUCAGUAAGGCUAUAUGGUGGAAGCUCUACCAUUACACUGCGUAUACCCAUCUCGAUUCCUGACCCUUUGUAUCUGCAGACAUGGAAGGGUUGGGAACGGCUGUUCAUGAACAGUCAUUGGGACAGGACCUCAAUCCCAGAUGCCCUUGCGUCAGAUCCAGGGACACUGCACCAAAGACUAGCUUGCACUAUGGGAAAGGAUAAUGAGGAUAUCCAUUCAUUCAAAACAUGUUUUAGAAAUGUUGCUCUUAAUGAACCAUGAUUACUUUUGUGUGUGUGUGUGUGUGUGUGUGUGUGUGUGUGUGUGUGUGUGCGUGUGUGUGUGCGUGUGCGUGUGCGUGUGCAAAGCUGUCAAGGCAAAGGAUGGCUACUUUGUGGAAUCUCACAUUUGAAAUAGAUUUGAAUUUGUUUAACACUUCUUUUUGGUUACUACAUGAUUCCAUAUGUGUUAUUUCAUAGUUGUGAUGUCUACACUAUUAUUGUACAAUAUAGAAAAUAGUCAAACUAAAUAAAACCCUGGUAUCAGUAGGUGUGUCCAAACUGGUACUGUAUAUCAGAACUUAAGAAGGGUACCAAAUGCAAUUUACACAGUUGGAUAACAAGGAAACCAAAUAAAUGAAUAAAUAUUGUUUUUGAAUCCAUGUGACAACUAAGAUUAGACAACUGUCAGGGAAAACAGCUUGGAUUAAUUAAUCAGCAGAGUAAUCGUCAGAACAUGUCAGUUUUCCAUAGCCGCCUUCAGGAUCUAGAAUGGCCUUUUGGUGUCCAUUGGGAUGACAAGGAUAUAUAUUGUGAGUAACCAUAGACUCUCAAAAUGAGUGGUUGGCAUGCACUAUUCUGAUUCACAGGCAAGAGUUUUGUGAAGUUGAAUAACAUAAAAUGUAACAUGUUUUAUUUGAGGUGCAAAAUAUUUUGUCACUGGAGUGUUGUUCCAAAUGUUUUUCUUUAAGUGGUAUAUUCACAUUUUUUGUACAAUUUGAAAAUGGUAUAUUUACUAUACUGUAAAUACUUGUGAUAAUAUUGUAUAAUUUCUUUUUUUGUAAAGCAGUAAUUUACUGUAUAAUGUGUAUAACACAUACAUGUAAUUAUUCCAUUGUUAAUAAAAGUUUUGGGCUCCACUUAAAAGCCA